UCAUUAACUUAGCCGCCACAAAUUCAUCCAAGAGACCAGAAAUAUCUCCCGCUCCCCAAAAUUUUCCUUUCAUUUUCUCUCACACUUUCUCGGCAACCAAACAUCAUUGAAGAGCUUCAAUACUCCCCUUUCUCACCUUCACAGUAAUGAGCUUGCUUAUAAACCACUGUGCUAUUUACUGUCGUGUCAACCAGGGACGCAAUAAUGCAGGGAAACAUAAGGCGCCAAUCAGAAUGAGUAGCAAAUCCUCCAAAACGAAAGAAGAUUUUGUUUCUUUAUCGAAGAAGGAUAGGAAUUGCAGCCUUGGAAUUAACACUAUUAUUAGUUCCAUAGCAGUCUCAAAUUUGGUUGCGAUAGACAUGGCAAAGGCUGUAACUCUGGAUAAAGUACUGGAGGAGGCUGCUUCUGUUUAUACUUUGGCUGAUGGAAGCAUUGGGGACUGGUUUGGAGGUUUCUUAUAUUCAUCUGGGCAACAAGCUAAUGAAGCUGUUCAAGACCAGUUAUCAGCACUCAGUUUUACUAGUUUGGCAGUGAUUUUUGGAGCAGGGCUUGUAACCAGCCUUUCUCCUUGUACAUUAAGCGUUUUACCGUUGACCCUUGGUUACAUUGGAGCAUUUGGCUCUGGAAAGAGCAGGGCAGAGAUUGUUGGGGAUUCUAUUGCAUUUGCUUUGGGAUUGGCAACUACACUAGCUCUUCUAGGCAUAGCAGCCUCGUUUGCUGGAAAGACAUAUGGGCAGAUAGGACAAGGAUUGCCCUUGGCUGCUUCUGGUCUGGCUGUUAUUAUGGGUCUAAAUCUUCUAGAGGUUAUUGAAUUACAACUACCUUCCUUUUUCAACAACUUUGAUCCCCGUGCUGCUGCUGCUAAUUUUCCAUCAAGUGUGCAAGCAUAUUUAGCUGGGCUUACUUUUGCACUAGCAGCCUCGCCUUGCAGUACACCUGUGCUGGCCACUUUGCUGGGAUAUGUGGCUGCAUCUAAGGAUCCAGUCGUAGGAGGCAGCUUGCUCUUAACAUACACAACUGGUUAUGUUGCUCCUCUACUUCUCGCAGCUUCUUUUGCUGGAGCAUUGCAGAGCUUGCUGUCAUUCCGCAAGUUCUCAGCAUGGAUCAAUCCAAUGAGUGGUGCACUUUUGUUAGGAGGGGGCGUGUACACUUUCUUGGAUAGGCUCUUCCCACCCACGAUGGCAAUGUAGAUUUACCAUCCUCAGGCUCUGUGUAGACUUACUAUACAUUUGGAAACUUGCAUACAGUAGGAUUGAGCUCGCUCAUGUUGCUGGUCAGUACUUGUUACUUAAAUACACGUUGACAUUGUAAUAUAAUAUCAUUUCUCCACCAA
Molecule: messenger RNA, 1333 nt
Organism: Populus nigra (black poplar)
Lineage: Eukaryota; Viridiplantae; Streptophyta; Magnoliopsida; Malpighiales; Salicaceae
Product: cytochrome c-type biogenesis ccda-like chloroplastic protein
Exons: 12
Coding region: 147-1190 (347 amino acids)
Biological process (GO): cytochrome complex assembly
Cellular component (GO): membrane
Source: RefSeq, a predicted model, not a curated record